Molecule: messenger RNA, 6955 nt
Organism: Coregonus sp. 'balchen'
Lineage: Eukaryota; Metazoa; Chordata; Actinopteri; Salmoniformes; Salmonidae
Source: the annotation of a GenBank genome assembly
AUGGAUUCGCGGGUAUCAGAGCUUUUUGGGUCAGGUUCCGGGCAGAAGUCUGGUUGCCAAGGAGUUGGAUCUAACGUUAGUUCGGGGAAUGGCUUCGUAAUGGGUUCUAAAAAGUAUUCUUUGAAGAAUGCGAAAAAAGGAAAGAGUCGGUCAUCCCGAAACUCCAAACCAAGCAAUAACCCCCCAUAUCUUCCCCCGGCUAAUCUACCCCCAGAGGUAAGCAGAUAUGCUCCCAUUGAAGGUUCCGUAGCCUGCAGUUGUGUGGUAGCUAGCUAACGUUAGCUAGCUGGCUAACGAGAAAUGUCUUGCACGUUUAUAAGCCGCCAAUUUUUUUUUUCUAAAAACUCUUAAGUAGUUUGUGCAGACCAUACUUGUAUGCAUGCAUAUUGUCCAAAUACAUGUUUGUAACCAUCUUCUGUUGGAAGUUCUGGUGAACUGAAGCAAGUGAUUAGCUAGCUUCCUGGCUAGAGGCAGUGACACGUAUCAAGUAGCUAAAGCUAGCUACGUUGGCUAGCUCUACAAAAUACAUUAUGUAGCAUCGUUGGUUAUUUAUUUAACUGAAUAGUUGCAGUAAAACUAUACCCAAGUUAGCCAGAUCGUUCCCUUUUAAUGUUUAGUUUAGUUUUGUCCAAUGGUUUGUUGACCAACGUUAACGUUACUAGCUAGCUAAGCUAGCGAGCUACAAAAACUGGAACAGCUGUGUUUGUAAAUAGCAAGGGGACGGGCUUGACUUGCCUCGCCUGCUGAGUGUAGAUGACUGAAGCGAAUGCAGACGCCACCGCCAGUUUGACCCUGAAAUCCUCUGCAGAGCUGAUGAGCUGCUUUCUCCCCCAGAGAGAUUGAGAGAUUUUGAUAGAAUAGAGCCUCCUCACAGAAUAAUUGGCUAGAGUUUAUUACUUAGGCUUUUAGCUUUGUUUCCCAUUGACUUUAACUUGGGCUGAUAUAUAUAUAUAUAUAUAUUACAUGCAUACAAUACCAGUCAAAGUUGACACCUACUCAUUCAAGGGUUUUUCUUUAUUUUAACUAUUUUCUACAUUGUAGAAUAAUAGUGAAGACAUCAACACUAUGAAAUAACACAUAUGGAAUCAUGUAGUAACCAAAAAAGUGUUAAACAAAUCUAAAUAUAUUUUAGGUUCUUCAAAGUAGCCACCCUUGCCUUGACAGCUUUGCACACUCUUGGCAUUCUCUCAACCAGCUUCAUGAGGAAUGCUUGUUGGCUGCUUUUCCUUCACUCUGCGGUCCAACUCAUCCCAAACCAUCUCAAUUGGGUUGAGGUCGGGGGAUUGUGGAGGCCCGGUCAUCUGAUGCAGCACUCAUCACUCUCCUUCUUGGUCAAAUAGCCCUUACACAGCCUGGAGGUGUGUUUUGGGUCAUUGUCCUGUUGAAAAACAAAUGAUAGUCCCACUAAACCCAAACCAGAUGGGAUGGCGUAUCGCUGCAGAAUGCUGUGGUAGCCAUGCUGGGUAAGUGUGCCUUGAAUUCUAAAUAAAUCACUGACCGUGUCACCAGCAAAGCACCCCCACACCAUCACACCUCCAUGCCUCACGGUGGGAACCACACAUGCAGAGAUCAUCCGUUCACCUACUCUGCGUCUCAGAAAGACACGGCGGUUGGAACCAAAAAAUCUCAAAUUUGAACUCAUCAGACCAAAGGACAGAUUUCCACCGGUCUAAUGUCCAUUACUCGUUUCUUGGCCCAAGCAAGUCUCUUCUUCUUAUUGGUGUCCUUUAGUAGUGGUUUCUUUGCAGCAAUUUGACCAUGAAGGCCUGAUUCACGCAGUAUCCUCUGUUACUUGAACUCUGAAGCAUUUAUUUGGACUGCAAUUUCUGAGGCUGGUAAUUCUAAUGAACUUAUCCUCUGCAGAAGAGGUAACUCUGGGUCUUUCUUUCCUGUGGUGGUCCUCGUGAUUUUGGUUACUACAUGAUUCCAUGUGUGUUAUUUCAUAGUUUUGAUGUCUUCACUAUUAUUCUACAAUGUAGAAAAUAGUAAAAAUAAAGAAAAACCCUUGAAUGAGUAGGUAAGUCCAAACUUUUGACUGGUACUGUAUAUUUCAAAAUUUGAGGUAGGCUAUAUGAUCGCACUGGUAAUAGAACAGUUGUUGUAUUACUUGUGCGGCACAGCUGAGUGAGCAUACGUUUUAAAGAAUUUGUUUUUAUUUCUCAGUGGAGGGAGAGAGUAACAGACUGAGGGUCCAGCUCCCUUUCCUCUGCUGACACUGACCAAAAAGCGACAGUCUUCCAGCUGAUUGUGAAACUUGAGUCGUGCCAAUUCAUGUUACUCCUAUGAACAGAGAAAGUGAAAUAUUCCUCGAUAUUAAAAAAUACUCAAACCGCUAAUAAUAACAACGCAAACCUAUCAAUACACUUUCCUAUUCAUUCAUUUCAGCUGCAGUGCUUGUUGUAGCGCGAGUGGAAGUAGGAAGAACGUGCAUUUUAUGACUUAUAAAAGUGUUGAAUAUAAAGUGACAGUACUGAGUAAGAACAAACAUGAACUCAUUCAUAAAAAUACAGAAGCUCUUUGCUGUAUUCGUUGACAGUCUUUCGCUAUUCACGGUUAUUCAUUUAUUUUUAUCUCACAGUAUCAACUUUGCUGUAUUUUUAUUUUACACCUGCUACGUUACUGCCGACACUGUACUCUGAGGCGGCCAGCGGUAGCUCUCCAGGCCCACCGGGAAGGCAGAGUUUGUACCUUCAGACACAUGAGAUGAUUCAAAAUGGAACACUUCGCCUACCCGGCCGCAGGGCAGCUGAAUCGAGUGCACCUACCGCCAACAGCGCAAGAAGCGCUUUAUCGUUGUUGGUUUUUACAUAAAUAUUUGGCGAUCGACUAGGAAUGCGUGAUCGACCAGUUGGUGACCACUGAUGUUGGGCCUAUUGUUUUUCAUUGACUAUGCUAUUGGCUGCCUGUAUGUGGUGUUUAGUUCACAGAAUAAUCAGGUAAUCUCUACUCAAAGAGCAAUUUAAGCCGAAGUUGCAUCACCUUGCAUCUACAGUUCUAUUUGCAUAUAGACUAUUUCAUGGCUAGUUGAAACAUUGUAGCAGCUUUAAACAGUUCUUCCAACCACCCACUCCAUUCAUUUACUGUUGGAUACUGCUCUUUGUCAGAUUGGGGUUCUUUGUGCCUUUUUAGAGAACAAUAGGCACCAUUGUCUCAGUUCUCUUCGGUUCAACAUAACAAUGUUGUCCUCUCCUCUCUUUCAGGCUGAAGAGGGGAAUAUAGAGUACAAGGUAAGCUGAAAUACAUUGUUAAACAUGUGUCAUGACACACACCUUUGCUCACUCAUUACUGGGGAAUAGCAGUUGUCAGCUGAUGGAAGGCCUGCCAGUUUCCAUUAAUCUUGCUUCCACCAUUGGUUGUCUAUAUUUCAGCUUUACUUCACAAGUGAAUAGCCUAGCCCUAGUUUAUAUCACUCCACAUCGGAGUGAUCUACUCAGGGUAAGGCCAAAUGGGAACUUCUCAGAGACCUACAGUAACCAGUUAGUUACUACAGUAACCAGGUUAGUGAUGUACAGUUUAUUUCACAAGUACAUGGAGGAGCCAGCCAAAUAGAAAAAGUGCAGAAAGACCGAUAUUUUGGUGGCCUCUGGUACAUUCUAAUGCGUUGAUUCCAUGCGAUUUUACUUCCCAGAUUGGAACAAUCUGUUGUGGUACUGUGUAGAAGGACGACUAUAUGAUCACAACUAUUGUCUAAGUAAAAUAACAUGAAACCUUUUAACAUUUAACCUGUCUUACAUUUACAUCAUUUAGCAGACGCUCUUAUCCAGAGUGACAAAUCUUCUCUUGAGAUCAGUUUUAAUUGCCACAAUUAUUUUCUUCAUAUUAUGGAUUUUAUUAGAACAUAAUGAUCAUUUAAAUAGCCCACUGCCCACAUUAUCUUGAAAAAUAAAUGAAAGGUGGCUCCUGAAUGAAACACGCGAAAGAAAAUAAAUGUGCCAGAAAACAAUAAUGUUGAUUUUGACUCAUCGUUACCACUUAGGCUACAUUAUAUGGGACGUGCAAAUUCAAGGCUCUACACUGACCAUUUUUACAAGGAGCACAUUUAGGAGCACACAAAUACAGAAUGAAAGUAUUUCACAAUGUUGACAUCCGCAAACCGCUCGCCCACACGACGCUAUACGUCUGGGGUGCCGUCCUGGGGUGGCGUGGUUACACAUGGUCUGUGGUUGUGAGGCCGGUUGAAUGUACUGCCAAAUUCUCUAAAAUGACGUUGGAGGUGGCUUAUGGUAGAGAAAUUAACAUUACAUUAUCUGGCAACAGCCCUGGUGGACAUUCCUGCAGUCAGCAGGAAUGUCCACCAGGGCUGUUGCCAGAUAAUGUAAUGUUCAUUACUGUGGCAUUGUGUUUUGUGACAACUGCACAUUUUAGUGGCCUUUUAUUGUCCCCAGCAAAAGGUGCACCUGUGUAAUGAUCAUGCUGUUUAAUCAGCUUCUUGAUAUGCCACACCUGUCAGGUGGAUGGGGCCCCAUGACAUGCCAUUUUAGGAAUUGUAGAUUUUCCCUGACUGUUUUUAUUUAGGUGAUUUGUUAAUUCUACAUACUUUACACUGAAAACGUUCUACCAUCCUGAAAAUUAUUUAAAAUGAAUAUAGGGGAAACACUGGAAAUGACUACAACUUAAUGAAUAAAAGGUUUUGGGGGUUUUCCAUACUCAGUAAAGUACAAUGUACCCUCAAAUAUUUGAGUCACUUGGGUGAGACAAAUAUUCAGCUGCCACUUUAAGGGCGGGCCUUUACCGUGGUAAUGGUGGGAUUCAUCUGUCUGAGAGAUGAGAUUCUCCGACAUCCCUUUGCUAGUAGCAGUUGAGCAAGCUCAAACUAACAUUGGAUAACAACCUAGUGUGUGAACAAAAUGAUGUAAAUAGCCAAGAAACACGAGGACAAAGUCACACUUUAGUAGACAUUUGGCUAAAUUCUACUAACUUCAAUGCUGGUGUGCUGCUAAAAAGGAAUCUUUCAGCACUUCACUGUGCGCACAAUGACACAGGCACUGUUGCUGCACCUGAGGUGGGUUAUAUGAGACUCUACAUAGUUCUUUGCAUAGAAAUAAGAAAUCAUUCUUAUUUAUAUGGUUCUUUGUGUGAUUAGCUUCCUGCUAUGAAACAAAAUGGCAGAAAUACUUUGAAAAUUGCUAUGGCAGCAAUUCAUUUUGGCAUAAACAACAACUUGCACGUGCUCAUAUUUUACUUUUUCAGUUCGCACACAUCUGUUUUUAGGUGCAUAUGCAAGUAAAAUGGUCAGACUGUAGAGCCAUGAAAUUCACUCACAGAGAAGAUAAAGAAGCAUCAUGCUCUCCCCCUCCUCCGUGUAAAGAAAUUUGACUGCAACCAACCACAGCGCUGACAAAUCACACAGGUAUCGGGAGGCGGGACACAGUAGUGUUUCCCUGUCAUCGCUCGCUUUCUGACUGACCGGCGCCUGUCCUAUCUAUAGAUUGCUAGAAGAUGUAUAUUGUUUCUUCUAGCGGGAGAGGGAUCGGCUUACUUUUCUUUUCUUCUGACUAGCGAAUUGAAAAGUAGCUUAGUUAAUUUUAAGUGGAAAAAGUAGCCAGUGGCGCUAGUGGAAAACACUGGAUGUAGCUUUGUUUCACUCUUCUGUUCAGUAUGUAAAGGUGUAUUAUGACCGGAGAGCAGUGAAUAGUCUGGCUGCAACCCAAACAUGUUCAUGACCUACCACAGUGGAUUAACACUGCCGUUUUUAGGACCAGGAGCAGCUGCUGCCUCCAAACAAAUGUACAAAGACAUCCUGCUUACAUUAUCUGUUAUUUUCACCACCUGCAAAGUGCAAACUAGACAUUAGCCUGAACCGAGGUAUUAGCCACACCAUUCCUUCAGCUCUUUAGUCUCAGCUUCCUCUCUCCCUCUACAGCUGAAGCUGAUCGACCCCACGCAAUACCGCUUUGAACACCUGGCCACACAGAUGAAAUGGCGUCUACAGGAGGGGCGGGGUGAGGCUGUCUAUCAGAUUGGUGUUGAUGACAAUGGCAUGCUGGUUGGCCUAUCAGAGGAAGACCUGAGGUCAUCGCUAAAGACCCUAGGCAGGAUGGCAGAGAAGUACGACCAACACACCAACUGUUUAGAUUGUAAAUACACUGGCAGCCUUCUCGUAUACUCCUUUUUAAAGAUGUGAUGAAUGUUGUAAUUGACUCUCUUCAUUUACUUUUGACGUGAAGGGUUGGAGCUGACAUCACCAUUCUCAGAGAGAGAGAGGUGGACCACGAUGCUGACAUCCCCCGUAAGAUCGCUGAGGUUCUCAUAAGGAAGGUGCCAGACGACCAGCAGGUUAGUGACCUCAUGAGAAGCUCAUAAACCGUUAAGUGUGUUUACCUUGGCUGUAGACAGCGAGAGUCACUACUUGUACUACUACAUUUGCUGAUAAGUUGGCUAUGUGUGACUAGGUCAACAUUGAUACUAUGUUAAUACAUGUGUUUUUGUAUUUAGUUCCUGGACCUGCGGGUGGCUGUGCUGGGUAAUGUGGACUCAGGAAAGUCCACCCUGCUAGGCGUGCUGACACAGGGUGAGCUGGAUAAUGGGCGAGGCCGGGCGAGACUCAACCUCUUCAGACACCUCCAUGAGAUCCAGACCGGACGCACCUCCAGCAUCAGCUUUGAGAUUCUCGGCUUCAACAGCAAAGGAGAGGUGAGGGAAAGGACUGGCCAUGUCCCAAACUCUCAAAUGGCCUUUUCAUGGCCACUAAUAGAUGAAAGGACUGGAUAGGUUUGCUUGUGAUUUCUAACCUUUGACCUCUUGUGUCACUACUCAGGUGGUGAACUACAGUGAGUCGCGGACGGCAGAGGAGAUAUGUGAGAGUGCCUCUAAGAUGAUCACGUUCAUUGACUUGGCCGGCCACCACAAGUACCUGAAGACAACCAUCUUUGGCCUGACCAGCUACUGCCCAGACUUUGCCAUGCUGGUGGUCAGUGCAAACACGGGCAUCGGUGAGUCUAACUGCAGCACUUGA